Molecule: messenger RNA, 4134 nt
Organism: Trichobilharzia szidati
Lineage: Eukaryota; Metazoa; Platyhelminthes; Trematoda; Strigeidida; Schistosomatidae
Source: the annotation of a GenBank genome assembly
AUGGAACGUGAUCCAAAAUAUGAUGUUCCAUUUGAAGUUGUACAGAAGGCUAUUGAAGAAAAUUGGUCAAAAUGUAAAUACAACGAUGUACUGAAAAAGUAUAAUGACAAUAAGAAUAAGAAGAAUAACAGUCAAAUAACAAUAAAUGGAGUUGUGAUUGAUACACCGUAUGUACGUCCAAAACCUGAAGAACUUUUUCAAAUAGAAGAAACUGAAAGAAAAGCAUUUGAAGAGUUAAAACAAAAAAUGGAUGAAUAUAAUUUAAAAACAGGGAAUUUUGAUCCUGUAUCUGAAGCAAAAUGGUUAAAUUAUCUUCAGAAUAAACAAAAGUCAUCUGAAAUCGUAAAAUCUUCAUCGAAUCAGUUAAGAAAAGUUCCUUUCAUCAAAAAACGUAAUAUAACUAGCGCUACUACUUAUCGGAGAGAGAAUUAUCAAAAAUACUUUCCAAAUGAAACAUUGAAAACUUUUAGUGAUGGUGAUAAUGCUGCUGCUGAUGAUGGUGAUGAUGGAAAGUAUAAGGAAUUAAAUGAAUUCUUAGAACAAUAUAAAGUAUCCGAUGAACAAUUGAAUUCAAUUUUCAAUCCAACAGAAAUUGAAUAUGAUGAUAAAUCGGCUAUAGAAAGCUUUCAUAAAAACAAUUCAAUCAUUGAAUAUUUACAACGAACUUCUGACAGAUAUGCUAGUAUACAGAGGAAAUUUAGUGCUACGCAUAAAAAUGUUGAGGAAAAAAAAAAUGAUACUUCUAUCCAUCUUCAAACUCAAAUGAAGUCGCUAAUGAAUAAGAUACAAGAAGAUAAAAAUAUGGAUAUGAUUAAAAAUAAACCUUUUGAAAAAGUUAAUAAUUCAACUGAGCAAGUUACAGAAGAUCAGAAGACCUGUGUAAAAUCACCUGAAAAGCGAUCAAAUGGAAAUCAGUCUACAGAGUCAAUGUAUCAAACAAACAUUAGGGAUAAAGUCGACUCAAAUACAUUGGGAAAUCAUCUAGAAACAUUAAAAAUGAAUGAAAUUCGAAAAAUGAAAAGAGAAGAGAUUUGUGAAGAAUUAUUGAAAUCUGUGGAUAAAACACAACUGAGAGAUCUGUUAGUCAAUGAGAAAGUGAGUUUCACUCCAGCUAUUCCAAUAAUACCAUUGGAAAUAAAACAAGCAAACAAUACUACUGAUAAUAUGUUUAUUCAUCUUGCAAUUGAUCAAUUAAUGAUUGUCAAAGCUUUAAAUGAAUCCCUUGAAUCCAAUGAACAUAAUGCUGGCGGUCAAUUCAAACAAUCAAUUUUAAACAAUAAUUAUCAUUCAAUAGAAUCAAUGUCAAUAUUCUAUGGAAUUCUUUCAUGGUUUAUCCAGUUAUCAGUAUAUGGUGUUGAAAUUCACUUUUCUGAAACAGCAGUUACGCUGAGGACAAUAGGUUUAAUACAAACAGCUUCAUUGUGUUGUAAAGGAGCAAAUCAAUUAGAAAAACCAAUAAUAAAAUGUCUUCUACAAGCUAGUUUAUGUCAUUUAAAGGAUAAUAAAGUUUCCAUGGAUGAUCUAAAGUCAAUCAUCAGUAGAAAGUGUUCAGAACAGAUAAAUCAAUGGAAAAUCUAUAAUGAUUGGAUAUAUAAUCCUGUAGGAAUUCAUCUACCAAAGUUAAAUGUUCCAAUAUCAUUGAAUAUUUUCAAUAUUCAAUUCAAUCUUUCUAAUUUUUGGUUUCAAACACAACAUCAAACACAACCUAAUUCUUAUAUUGGUAAAAUCCAAAAUGACAACACUAUAUGGAACAUUGAGCCUAAAAAAGACCAAGAUAUUGAUGAAAAUAAUAUUUUGAAUAGUGAGUAUGAUCAAUGGAUUAGAAAUAUUCACCCAUUAAAACAAAACUACUGCUGCUUAAAAUCCCAUUCAAUAUAUGCAUUGAACAUUGAACAGUAUUGUACAACUAUCAUUGAAAUCAAUCUAUCACAGUUACAGCUAAAUAUUAUUGGACAAUUUAUCUAUAGUUUAUUGAUUAGUCUCCAUUUAAGAAAUUUAUACAUAUCAGGUAUUCGUAUUGCUUGGUUAUCUUCUAAAAAUCCAAAUAAUAAUGAUAAUAAUGAGGCUGGUAACAAUCUAGAACCUUACUUAAUCUUAGCUAUUCGUGGAAUUCAAUCACACAUUGCAAUCCAACAUAUUUUAAACUGGUUUGCAAGCAAACAAUCAAUACUGUUAUCUAAAAGUGUACAAAUACAUGGCAGUUGUUAUGAAGAUGUGAAUAAGGAACACAUUAUUCACUGGUUUGGUCCUCGUCUUACUCAUCCGUCAACUCUGAAUUACAUUAAAACACUUAAAGAUAACUUAUCAAUAUUGAAUAACAAUCAAAAUGAACAUUGGGUUAUUGAAUACCAGGCAACUAGCCUAUUUUUAUUAUUAUCUUCACAAUGUUAUCAGUUAAUACCAAAAUUAAUUGAAUUAUUAACCCUAAAUUAUGGUUAUAAAUUAGUUGAUUUAAAGUAUUGGAAUCCUGUUCAAUGUUCCAAUGAUGUAAAUUUACAUGAUUUGAAACGAUAUUUCAAUGAUUUAAUUAUUAGUCAACAAUUUCUGUGGAUAAAUCAGUCUAAAUUAAAUACUACUACUACCAUUACUACUUCUACUGAUGAAAUUAGUAGUCAAUUAAUUUGUAAAAAUUAUUAUUUGAUAAUUAUUAAACAUGAAAAUGCUGUACAACAUUUGGAAUGUUUAAAAGAACAAGUGAAGCUACCUACAAGUAAUACUGAUGAGAAUGCAACAAGUCAAGGUCAACUAGACUUAUCAGCCAAUAAGAAUCCAGCAUAUCCAGAUUGUGAAUCCCUUAGUUUUAUAUUAUGUAUACCAUGUUUAAACGUUGUGCCACAAAAUGAAACUGGUCACCAUAGUAAUAAAAUAAACAAAUCAUCACAUCCUAUUCUUCAUUUCACUAAUCUUCUUCAAUAUCUUAUUGAUUUCAAUGAAACUAAUCAAUCUUCUAUUAAUAUUAUCUCAAUGAAAUGGAUAAGUCUGCGCCAACUUACUGAUAUUCAUCGAAAAUUGAUUAAUGAUUUGUUGUAUUUGAAUAAUACGCAUAAAAAUGUACAGCAAUGUUUAAAUUUAUUCGAUGCAUUAUCUUUAAAUCAACAUAAUAACAGUAAUGAUCAAUGUUCAGUUGGUUGUGUUUUAAUUCACGGUGAAAAUUUACUACACUGUUUAACUAAAUGGUUUAAUUCAAAUCAAAUUUAUUUUACUUUGGAUUUGUCAAGUGUUAAAAAGUUAUCUGAGAUAUUUUUCAGUUCAACUGAACUUUGUACAUAUUUUGAUUACACAACAAGAUGUCAAAUAAACAGUCAGUUAUCCACUUUAUCUGAUAAGGAACAAUUUAAACAUGUUUGGAAUGAAAUAAUCAAUUCUUUAGUGAAUCAUAAAUGGUGUAUAAAAGAAUGUUGCCUUCAAAUAAGCUAUCAUCAUCAUCAUCAUUCCGAGAAGUUUAUAUCCCCAUCGAACUGGUUGAAAAAUUUAUGUCAAAUAUUAAAAAUUUUGUUGAGUGAAGGUUUUAACAUAACUAACUUGUAUACAACAAAAACUAAUGAGGCUUGUCUAUCAGUUAGUCGUGUCAACGCCGUAAAUCGACUACGUCAAAUGAAUUGGAUAGCAGAUGAAAUCGUAUCGAUGCAUAAAACACCAUUACAGUUGUUAAAAGAAUUAAUUCAUGCUCAACGUUCAAAACUACAACAAUCUGAUGAAUUCCAUCUUUCUGAAAUUCCAUCAAAUGAUGAAGCAGUACAAAGUGAAUUGGCUAAAUUUCAUGAAAGACAAUUCAAUAAAAAUACAACAAUUGAGAUUUACAAUGAUCUUACAGAUACCUGGUCAACAGUAAAAUCUAAUCAAAUGAACUUAAUUAUCAUCCGUUAUGAUGAAUAUAACACUACUGGGGAGGCUAUACAUUCGACAGAUGACAAUAUCAGUAGAAAUAAGCAUCAGAUUCUUUUGAAUAUAUUGAAUAAAAUAAGAAAACAUGAAUUCAUUCUAGCUGCUUUGUAUUUGGGUUACGUUGACAAAGUACACAUCAGUCUAUUCGAUAGAGUUCAGUUGAAAAACUGUCAAAAUAUUAAACCUAUGGACAAAUUGGCACCAAUUCAAUCAUUUCUACUGCCAAUAUGUCGAAUUACAAACCGGUAA